AUGGCCACUGCCUUUAGCCCUGAACUGGUACCUGCUGCUACUCUGCUCCACACCAUGGAUCCCGACUCCUUCGGCACCCCAGGAGGCCAACAUCUCGCACAGGAGCCUCGUACUGCUCCUCCGCCAACUCCCUCCUUCUCCUUUCCUGCUCGCUCCGACUCCGGUGAUGAGCUCAAGUCCAAGCCCGAGCCCUACCGUCCCGCCAAGCGUCGUCCCGUAUCUGCCAUUGAGGGCAAUUUUCAAUCCUACAAGCUGGCCGCUGAGAGGGCCGAGACGCGAGCCGCUCUACCUCAGUUCAGCUUCAACCCCGGCGCCACCCUUCCUUCCGAGCCCCAGGAUGACUGUCUCAGCCCUCCCAGGGCGUCGCACUUCGUCACCUCUUCUGUCUCUACCCCCAGGCCGACAGGUCAUGGCCAUCGUAGAGGUGGGAGUGAGUUCGUCGGUGGUAGGAUCCGAGAGGGUAACUCGAUUGCCGUCAUUAGUGGUAGCCCGACUAGGCUCGAGGCUGACGGAGACCUGGUCAACGUGCCCAACAAUACCCCCCAGCAACCACGACGCAGAGGACACCGACGUGGCGUGUCGAGUGCCGCCUUGUCUAUAAGCGACCUCAACCUCCCGCUUCCCAACCCCAGCUUCAGCUUUGGCGGAAGCGCUCCCACGUCGCCAACCAACUUCGACCGGGCAACUGAUACCCAACUUCUGGAGGUGCCCAAGACCCCCGUCUUCGAAUGUGGCGCCGAGACUGAACCCGAGCCCCAGCAGCCCGCCAAUGAGCCUAGCGAGCCAGCCAUAACGUCUACCUCUAGGGCCCGAGUCGGUUUCUCCGAUACCCUCGAAUACAUUCCUCGACCCUUAUCACUUGUGUCCACGGAUACGUCGAGCACCGUCACCGUCAGGCCCGGCCACAGCGUAUCGGGCAGUGUCUCGUCCUUUGUGACGGCGCCUACGGGCAGGGACAGCCCGGGACCGCCCCCUUCUCAUACUACAAGCUCCGGAUCCUCCUACCGUGCCACCUCGCGACCUAGCACGGCCGGGGCCAUCCUUGAGCGCACCCCGACGGCGCAGGCAGAAGAACCCGAUUUGUACCCCCGACGAAGGAACUCGAUCCCCGCACUCGUCGUCUUGGGCGGAUCGGCAGACGUCAGCUCGCCCGAACCCAGCCCCACGAAGUCCAAGCGCUGGACCUUCUUCGGACUCGAUCACUUCUCUAACCACCACGUCACUCACUCUCGGUCACGCCCCUCGAGCUCAGGCUCAGUGGACUCGGCCACCCGCUUUCCUACAGGCUCGUCGUCGGAACACUCGGAAUCUCAGGACGAAUCCAAGCCGAGCCGCAGCAAGAAGAAUAAGAGGCGCAAAAUGGUCAAGGGCUGGGCCGGCUCUAUCCUCCCCCGCAUUCCUAAGAGGUCAAAAUACUCGGUCCGUCCGCCCACACCUCCUGCGUCAGGCAUUCCGCCCGACGAGGAUGAGGACGAACAAGUCCCGGAUGCCGAGACUCUAUCCUCACCCCCGCCUCAUCCUCAGCCCGUUACCCCCACCGUCACCAUCACUGAGUCGCCCGAUCUUCCGCCGCGAAAGUGGACCGUCGAUGACUUGUCGUCUCCCAUGAUCGACCUGGACGCCGCCCUCGGCCCCUUCAACACACCUCUCCCCCGCAACGCCGAAUGGGACGCGGCACAGCACGCGGCCGGAACUGCCGGCCGCCGCCGUCUGCACAGCGCCCAAGGCAUGCGUGGAUUCACCGGCCCAGGUAUGCACUACCACAGGAGGGCCGAAUCCGCACCGAAUCUCCCGCCCUUCGACAUGAGUAGGGCUGCCAUUAGCCGAUACGGCAGCAGCUCCACCAUGGCUGACGUAUUCGAGGAAGAGGAAGAGGAGGAGGACCACGGGAGGCGCGGCUCUGGGUCCCAAGCCAUGUGGGAGACAGACUCUGACGGCGAUGCGACGCCCCCGGCGGUGACCCCGCUGGAACUCCCACCCAUGAUGCAUCGUCGAAAGAGCUCGGGGGUCAGCGACAGGGACCCGCUCACCCUGCAGUCUAUCCGUGCCCAGCGUUCUGGAGGGUCUCUCCAGGAGAGUGUGAUUGCGGAGGAGCCAGGUGCUACAACUGGCCUGGCUCCCGCCAGCUCAGAUGUGUCCGUCUCGCCACGCCAGUCCCCGCGCAGCAUGUCGAAGAGGGAGCCGCCACCACCCUCUAUGGAACUCGGGCUCCCGCACCAAGUCUCACUCGGACCCUCGGGCAGCACACCCAUCAGCCCCUACUCUAUGAGCUUCGCGUCGUCUCCCCGGUCACCCAUGUCAGCCGACACGCAACGAUUGUCGACGGCACCCUCGUCUGUCAACGAGGACAACAGCUUCCAGUCGCUUCUGAUGGGCGAGCCCGGACCCGAGGUGCGCCUGUCAGUGGACUACGAUAUCCCAUCGCUCACAUCUAGCACAUCGGCGACGACGCGCGACAGCAGCUUCACGCCCCAGGCACGCAUGUCACUCCCGCGACCUCAUGAGCCGCGGCCGCUGUCGGUGUCAUCGGCGGCUUUUGGCAGGCGCAGGUCUAGUCUCGCUAGCAUUAGCCGUAUGAUCAGCAGCUCUCACGGCGAAAGGAGCAAGCUCUCGAUGGAGGUACCGAUGGAGACUGAGGGAGGGGCAACGGACGGCAAGAAGCACCGCAGAAAAGGCAAUCGUCUCGGACGAUUUGUCCAGUUUUGGAAGACCAAAGGCACUAAUGCGUCGUCAUGA
This is a messenger RNA of Geosmithia morbida, 2736 nucleotides long. RefSeq names its product Cell wall proline rich protein. The record is from RefSeq and is a predicted model, not a curated record. Lineage: Eukaryota; Fungi; Ascomycota; Sordariomycetes; Hypocreales; Bionectriaceae. Bases 1 to 2736 code for a protein of 911 amino acids. The transcript has a single exon.